Messenger RNA from Solanum verrucosum, 663 nucleotides. RefSeq lists its product as uncharacterized. The transcript has 2 exons. NCBI's taxonomy places the organism in Eukaryota, Viridiplantae, Streptophyta, Magnoliopsida, Solanales, Solanaceae. The coding region runs from base 1 to 663 and encodes 220 amino acids. Gene Ontology annotation, molecular function: nucleic acid binding; zinc ion binding. The record is from RefSeq and is a predicted model, not a curated record.
AUGGUUGCUCAACUCUCUCUCUCAAAGGAGAUAGUUGCCAGUGUCAUCAACUCCAAAACAACCAAAGAUCUGGAAUUUGAGAACAGGUUUGGGCAAAGUAAUAGUGCUCAACUCUAUCAAAUACAAAAAGAGUUGAGUGAUUUAGUGCAGGGAUCAAAUGAUAUUGCUGGGUAUUUCACAAAAAUCAAGAGGUUGUGGGAUGAGCUUGAUGCUCUAAGCACUUCUGUCAACUGCACAUGUGACUGCCAGUGUGGUGGAAAAGCAAAAAUAGGUAAGUCUCUUCAAGAUGAAAGAUUGAUUCAGUUUCUAAUGGGUUUAAAUGAUGUCUAUGCAGCUGGGAAAAGCAAUAUUCUGAUGCUCUCACCAUUACCCUUUACCACUCUUGGUCAGAAGUCUGGAUAUUAUGAAGCCAAACAGAAGAAAACUAAUUUGGUGUGCUCAAACUGUAAAAAACCUGGGCAUUCUGUGGAUAAAUGCUAUAGGAUAAUAGGCUUUCCUAGUGACUUCAAGUUUACCAAAGCUAAGAGAUUCCUGGGAAAUGUGAAGAACAAUGUCGUCUUCAUGGAAGGAACACAAGAACAAAAUGGAGAGCAUUUUGAUGGAGAAGGGCAGGGGAAACAUUUCACCAAAGAUCAAUGCUCACAACUCAUUCAGAUGCUUUAG